Molecule: messenger RNA, 1049 nt
Organism: Cannabis sativa
Lineage: Eukaryota; Viridiplantae; Streptophyta; Magnoliopsida; Rosales; Cannabaceae
Product: cytochrome P450 71D10-like
Exons: 1
Coding region: 118-705 (195 amino acids)
Molecular function (GO): oxidoreductase activity, acting on paired donors, with incorporation or reduction of molecular oxygen; monooxygenase activity; heme binding
Source: RefSeq, a predicted model, not a curated record
AACAUUAACUUAUAAGUUACUCCAAUUUAUAUAUAGCACUUAUGAAUUAUUAACAAUUAUGCUUAGGAAAUAUUUGCUGCUGGGAUUGAGACAUCAGCAACAACUGUAGAAUGGGCUAUGUCAGAAUUGAUGAAGAAUCCGAAGAUAAUGAAAAGGGCACAAGAUGAGAUUAGAGAAGUCUUUCACAGAAAAGGGUUGGGAAAUGAGAGAGCACUCGAUAAGAUGAAAUACUUAAAAUCAGUUAUCAAAGAAUCCAUGAGACUUCAUCCUAUUUUACCAUUGAUAGUGCCAAGACAAAAUCAAAAGAAGUGUGAGAUUAAUGGUUAUGAGAUACCUGCUAAAACAAACACUAUAAUUAAUGCAUGGGUAAUUGGAAGAGAUUCUAAUUAUUGGCCUGAACCUGAGAUUUUUAAACCGGAAAGGUUCUUAGAUGAUAAUAAUUGUAUUGACUCGAAAUUAGGUAACAACUUUGAAUAUCUUCCAUUUGGUGGUGGAAGAAGAAUAUGUGUUGGUAUGUCUUUUGGUCUCCUCAGUGUUGAGCUUUCUCUUGCAUUGUUGCUAUUUCACUUUGAUUGGAUGCUUCCCAAUGGAGUGAAAAAUGAAGAUUUGGACAUGACUGAGUCUUCUAGAGCAGUCCUUCAAAGAAAAAAUUUUCAACAAGUUAUUCCUAUCACUCAAGAACUGUCAACUAGCACUGCAAAUUAAGAGGAAUUAUGAACAAACAAUCAGGUGUACGUUUAUACAUACAGAUCAAGACAAGGAGAUCAAGUCAUCAACAAAUAAAAGUGGAGAUGAGGAAGACUUGGUUGAUGUUCUUUUGAAGUUUCAUGAGACUGAAGAUCAUCAUAAGUUCACAUUAACUAUGGACAAUAUUAAAGCAGUCAUUUUUGUAAGCUCUCAAUAUAUAUAUAUAUACAUAGUUUGUCAACUUUUAUAUAGAUAUUAUUAUCAAUUUUUGUGAAAAUUAAUUAACAUUCUUAAUUGGUGACAAAAUUUUCAGAACAUAUUUGGAGCUGGAAGUAAUGCAUCAGCAACAACUUUAGACUGGG